CAUGAGUUGGUUUCAUAGACCAACCCGACAAUCUUUCCUGAUGCUCUUGGUAGUGGUACUUGGCCUCCUCACUGCCAAUGUCCAUGCUACUCCCAAAUGGAACACAGUCAAUGGAAACGAUCUUGACGGUAAUGCUUGCCCAUUGCCUACCUACAAUGCUUAUCCCUGCCCAGUUAUUUGUGUACGAAAUAUCCAGCAAUGCCCUCAAAAAUGGCAGCCUUCUCCUUGUGCUUCUGGUGAAACUUAUUGUGUAGACGGUCAAUGCCAUUCUGGUGGCUGCCCAAGCGAUUUACGUUCAUAUUGCGCUUGCUUUGGUGCGCCAGAUAUUCAGGGUGACAUGUAUCCUUGUGCCAUGGACCAAACUGUCACCAUCCCUCAAUUUGACGCAAAUAACAAGACUGCGCAGAGUCUAGCAGCCUGUCAAUCCGAUGCUGGUAUCUCGGUUGGAGAUUGGGCACCAGACGCCCAGGGUGCAAUGUGGAACACAUGUCCUGCAGAAUACGUAGCAGAUGGUCCACCUGAUUUUACUUCUCCUUUCUUUUUGGCCUUGUGGGUUUUCUAUGCCUCCUUGUUGGCUUUGAAUGGUUUAUGGUAUAUGUACAAGCUUGCUCGCGAAAAGGCUAUCAAGGCUAGUUUCGGCCGAGUCGAAGACUUUAGAGUUGAGAAGUACUCUGAUCAUCGUGAUGAAAAGCUACCCGGUUCCAACCCCAGUGAGAAGGAAGAGCAAGAAGAUGAUACUGCCAGUUAUAUCUCAUCCACUGAGCCUCAAGACAAGAUGGUCAUCAAAGCUUACAAGCGCGAUCCUAUCGGUGUUGUCAUGUUUGUUGUCUAUGGAUUACAAACCUUGGGACUUGUCGGCAUGAUGAUUACUAUGGUCUACGAUUACUAUCCCCGUGGUUGGAUUCCCGCUUAUCAACUUUUUAAUGGCGACGCGCUCGUGCAAUCGUCCACUUUCAUGGGCAUGUGGUAUGUCCUCUUCUUCUGGUUCGCUACCCUGGUCAUUUUCCGAUCCCGCAUUCCAAACUUCUACCGAAUUCAAUGCACCUACAAUCAAGGACAAUAUGUACAAGUUGAAAAGAAUGAACCAUCUGUCGUCUUGCUUGAAGACUCGAGCGUUCUUAUGGAUACCGUCAGAGCCAUGGAAGCGAAAGCAAAGAAAAUGUUUGGUCUCGAUGUUGUUGUUAACACCGCUCCAUUGCAAUACACAAACGCUGGUACAAAAUACUUUGAGUAUCAAUGUACUCGCUUUGUCUUCAACCCCGAAACCCAGCUCUUUACUCCCCAUGACUUUGAGCUUGGAGAGACCAACAGGGAAUUGAGAGCUCUGGCCGGUGGUCUUACCACUGAGGAAGCCAGUAACCGUAAGGAACUCAUUGGUCCCAAUUUCAUCGCUGUCUACGUUCCCAACUUCUUCAUGGCUGUCGUUCGCGAAUUCACCUCCUUCUUCUACAUUUACCAAUUCACUGUCCUUUGGCUGUUCUACUACUUUGCCUACUGGCAGAUUGGUUUGGUAGACACCGGUGUCAUUCUUCUAUCCGCCUUUCUGAAGGUUGUCAUCCGUCUCCGCUCUGAACAUCGUUUGAAGAAGAUGGCUGAAUUUACCGAUAACGUCAAUAUUCUUCGUGACGGUAAAUGGGGUUCCUACUCUACUGCUGAUCUGGUACCAGGUGACGUCUUUGAAGUAGCCGAAGGAAAAACUUCCCCUUGUGAUGCUAUCAUCCUCAGCGGUAACAUUGUCGCUGAUGAAAGUUCUCUUACUGGUGAACCCUUGCCAAUCCGUAAAUUCCCCAUUCGUGAUGAAGACGUUGCCUACGAUCGUUUGGGAGCUGGAAAGAUUUCCACGUUGUUUUCUGGAACCAUUAUGUCUCAAGCUCUCCGUGUUCAAGAUGAACCUGUUUCUGCCGUAGUCACUCAGACUGGAACUGCCACAGACAAGGGUGAACUCGUCAAGAAGAUCCUUUUCCCCAACAAGGUCAGCUUCAUCUUUGAUGAGCAGAUCAAGAUUGUUAUUUUGAUCCUUCUCUGCUGUGGUGCCAUUUGCUGUGGUCUUGCUAUCUGGCUUUACGUUGCUGGUACCUCUGCAUGGUUCUAUGCUAUGUUCUGUAUCUGUCAAUUGGUCUCUCCUCUUCUCCCUGCUGCCUUGGUCGUAGGUCAAUCCGUUGCUGCCGGCCGCCUUCGCAAACAAAAGAUCUUCUGUGUCGAUUUGCCUAGAAUCUUAAUGGCUGGCAAAGUUCAACUUUUCUGUUUCGAUAAAACUGGUACUCUUACAAGAGAAGGUCUCGAAUUCUUUGGUGUCCAACCUAUCGAAGAUGUCAAUAAUAUUGCUUCCCACCGUGCCGCAGAAGUCAAUCCUACAUUCGGUGAGCAUAUUACUGCUAUCAAGGAUAUCCCUCGUGUGAUGCAAAUCGGAACUGCUUCUUGCCAUGCCGUUACUACGCUGAAUGGCACAUUCAUUGGUAACCCUGUCGAUAUCGAAAUGUUCAGAGCUAGCAAGUGGACUCUUGAGGAAUCCUCUGAUCCUAAAUACGUUGAUACCUUGACUCCACCGGCCGAUACCCCUGGAGAACAAGCUCACCCUGUUCAUGUGAUCAAGCGUUUCGAAUUCGUUCACGCUCGCAUGUCGAUGUCGGUCGCUGUAUUGGAUACCUUAACCAACAAAGUUCAUAUCUUCGUCAAGGGUGCCUAUGAAAAGAUUAAGGAUUUAGCCAUCCCCGCAUCCAUUCCUUCGGAUUAUGAUAAGGUCACUGCUGGAUUGGCUCGUCAAGGUUGUUAUGUUCUUGCUCUCGCUCAUCGCGAAAUUGAUUUGGAUCAAAUUGGUGGUUUGGAAAGUUUCAAUCAGUGGACUCGAGAUCAAAUGGAAGAGAACAUCGACUUUUGUGGUCUCAUCGUGUUCAAGAAUCAAUUGAAAGAAGAUACUGCUGAAGCUAUUGCUGAACUCAAGCGUGGUGCCACUCGUACCGUCAUGAUUACUGGUGAUACCGCCCUUACUGGUGUCUAUGUUGCUCGUCAAUGUGGUAUGGCUGAUCCUAAUGCAAAGGUCUUGCUGGCUGAUUUGGACAAGGAAACCAAUCGUCUUGUCUGGACCGACGUUGACGAACCUGAAGUUUUCAACGAUGUCAACCCUGAUGAUUAUCUCCUCAACCGUGACCAUACGCCCGUUGAAUUAGCUGUUACUGGUAAGGCUUUCCACUGGAUGGUUGAUCACGAUCUGAUUCGCAAGUAUCUUUUGGAUAUCCGUGUAUUCGCCCGUAUGACCCCCAAUGGCAAGGUUCAAUGCAUUCAACUUCAUCAAGAGCGUGGUAUCACUGCUAUGACUGGUGAUGGUGGCAAUGAUUGUGGUGCUCUUCGCGCUGCCCAUGUCGGUUUGGCUAUGUCUGAGGCCGAAGCCUCCAUCGUAUCUCCCUUCUCCACCAGUGUUCGUUCUGUCCGCUCCUGUGUUGAACUUAUUCGCCAAGGACGUGCAGCAUUGGCUACAUCGGUUACCGGAUAUAAAUACCUUAUUCUAUACGGUCAAGUCAUGAUGAUGUUGAAGAUCUUUACUUUCUAUUUCUCUCUCUCCAUGUCCCAGGCUGUUUGGAUUGCUGUCGAUGCUUGUAUCACCGUCUUGUUGACCUGGGCUGUUUCCCAGUCCCAGGCUAACCCUCGUCUUGAGCCUCAACGCCCUACUGCUCGUAUUCUUGGCCCCCAGAUUUUGAUUUCCACCAUUGGACUUGUCCUGAUCAACUGGAUUUUCCUUAUUGGAGCUUUUGGUAUGCUUUUCCAGCAACCGUGGUUUGUUUGUAAUAUGUUUGACUCUUCUGCCGUUGAUGUCUCAAAGUGGUGGCUGUUGGCUGAUAAUUUCGAAGCUGAAGUUCUGGCUCUCGUCUGUCUCUUCCAAUUUAUCAACAACGCUGCUGUUCAAAACUUCGGUUACAAGUUCCGUCAAAGCUGGUGGCGCAACUACAUUCUGGUCUUCCUUUGGGCUGCCUACCUUGCCAUCGUCUCAUACUGGCUAUUGGCUGACCCUAACAACUUUGGAUGCAUGAUGCGCUUCAACUGUGGUUCCCCUACUGUGCUUCAUGAAAUGGGUUACUAUGGCGUUACCUCCAACGUUGAACUUUACAACACCCCUCUUGGCCAUAACGUUUUACCUGUUGAUUUCCGAUGGAAGCUCUGGGGUCUGUGUGCGGGUAACGUCGUCGCUGGUCUUGCCUUUGAGCGCCUGGUCAUUUUGGGACCUGUCCAUGCAUGGCUUGCACGAACCUUCCCUGUCGAACGCUUACAAGUCAAGCUUUAAGCGUGGUGCGUACGUAAUCUGUCGUUCGCUGGUAGUUCGAUCGCCCCAUCAUUGUUUCCGUUUCUUCCUUUCUAUGCUCAGUUUGUUUAUAUAGAUGUGCCUAUUGAAUGUAAUAUAGUCCUAAUCGUUUUAGUUAAAAAGUACUCAGUAUAUUCUGGAAAGAAUAAAAACUCCAUUUGAGUAUAUA
Molecule: messenger RNA, 4463 nt
Organism: Umbelopsis ramanniana AG
Lineage: Eukaryota; Fungi; Mucoromycota; Umbelopsidomycetes; Umbelopsidales; Umbelopsidaceae
Exons: 5
Cellular component (GO): membrane
Molecular function (GO): P-type transmembrane transporter activity; ATP hydrolysis activity; ATP binding
Source: RefSeq, a predicted model, not a curated record